Messenger RNA from Sitodiplosis mosellana (orange wheat blossom midge), 1245 nucleotides. Its product is annotated as SET domain-containing protein 3-like. The transcript has a single exon. Gene Ontology annotation, molecular function: protein binding. The coding region runs from base 1 to 1245 and encodes 414 amino acids. NCBI's taxonomy places the organism in Eukaryota, Metazoa, Arthropoda, Insecta, Diptera, Cecidomyiidae. The record is from RefSeq and is a predicted model, not a curated record.
AUGUUGUAUGAAGAAGUCUUGGUCGAUAUUGAGCAGGCAAAAAACGCAAAUCUACCUGAUCGCCUGAUACCGAAGCUGGAAAAGCGUAGAAAUGACAGUUUGAAGUUGAUGUCUACUGUUGAGCGUAUGAAACUAAUCGAACCGACACUCGAUUACGAAGCUGACAAGAAUUUCCCGUGCAUGGUAAAUGUAGUGGAGAUAAAAUACAAUGCAGAAUUCGGCCGGAAUUUGGUGGCAAAGUGCGACAUUCCAGUUGGAAAAACCGUUGUACUGGAAAGGGACAUCCCACAAAUCAGAGAUGACUUGCUGACGUGCAACACUUGUUUACGACUAUAUACAAAUUGUUUUGCAUGUCCAAACUGCGCCGAUGCAACAUUUUGCAGUUUGAAUUGUUUGAAUCGCAAUCGAAUACACAAAUCGGAAUGUGGCACAUUUUUUCCACACCUUGACCUUGAAAUGAGAUUUCAGAUUAAAAUGCUUUUGAUGGCUAUUGAUAGUUUUCCCGACGUGGACAGUCUGAUGCAAUUUGUUGAACAUGCCUUGCUCAAAGAUCCCGAAACACUGCCGACAUCAUUGGACGAUCCAAAUUCAAAGUACUAUUUCUUCUUCAAACUAGCAACAUCAGCACCAUACAUAUUUGGCCCGUCGGAGGCUUAUAAAGUUUACAAAGCAGCGAUGAAUUUGCCAAAAGUCAGCGGUUUGUUCGAUAGUGAUCGAAAGAAGCGUUUCCUCAUGCAUUUGGUUAUGCAUCAUACUUUGAUUUCCAAUGCCAAUUCAUUCGGUGUUGAAAAUGGAACGUUUGUGGCCAAUGUUACUUCACUCUUAAAUCAUUCAUGUGCUCCAAAUAUUAUCGGAUAUCUUUUCUCAAGUUACUCAUUGAAUGUGACGGGACGACCAAUUGAAAAAGGUGAACAGCUUUUCAUUAAAUACUCAGGUAUCGAUGGUCUUUCGACAACUAUGCGAAAAUCAUCAUUGAAAUCUCGUUGGGGCUUCGAUUGCAAAUGCGAAAGAUGCGAGCCAACGCGUGCACCAAUCGAUCGAAAACUGAUUACGGCGGAUCCAUGUUACAAAUACGUGGCCAAAAAUCAACACAUUGAUAUUUUAUACAAUCAAACUGAAUCUGCCAUCAUCAAGAAGAAGUGCGUUGCAUUUUUGAACAAAUACGGACGUUCACCAUGGUCAUCGGAAAUAGAGUUUGUUUUCAAGGUUUAUCAGCAUAAUAUAGCAACCGCUAAACUCGUUUAA